CCAGUGUGGGUAAGCCAUGUGUUGGUGCCAGGGAGCAUGGUUUGGUUUCCAGGGUUUGGUCGAAAGCCAUACAAAGCCUCACGAGAUGAUGCCAUGAUCCUAUUGUUAAUGAAGUGAGUGUCGCACGUUGAGAGAGCUCAUGUGGUUGUUGAAGCACUGGGUUUUUGUUUUUUUCAAAGGCGGAAGACGAACGAGCGAGUGAGCGAGAGAGAGAGAGAGAGAGAGAGAGAGAGAGAGAGUGAGACUGAGAGGAGUUCGAAAGCUUUCGUUGAGGGCGGUGCGUUGCGGUGCGGUGUGGUGCGGUGCGUUUAUGCGGGAAGAGCGAGGCGAGUAGUGUGUUGGUGUGGAGGUGUUGAAAAAGGAGGAAUUGAGACAGACAUUGCAGAGCACAGGCGGUCAGGGCAUGAUGGUGGAAUGUGGAUUUAGUAUGGGUGCUGCCAAUACGCUUUCGACCGUGAAUGUUCACACUGUGCAGCGCCAAAGCAGUAGUAGCACAGCUAGUGUGGUUCAGAGCAACGCCGGGUUGUCUUUCCCGUGCCAAUCAGUGCAGAAGCAGGGGGAACAUCAUCAGGACUCUGCGCGGUUGCACAGCGACAGCAACUGUGGGGAUAGUAAGCAGUCCAGGGCCGAAUUCUUGUACGCCAAAGAUGCCAGUCGUCGGAAGAGGGCAAAUCGGACUGCAAAGCUGAAACAGUAUAAGCUGGACGCUCGCAGGGAGCAGUGGUUAUCACAAGGCUCACAAGGAAAACAAGGGAAUGCAGAACUGCAGCAGCAAAGUAGUCAGCAACAACAUAGGAAUUGUGAGCACCAACACAAGGCAGGGGAUGGAGACUUCAGGGCCCAGGAUCGAGCAGGUCCGUCAGGGCACACUCGCAGUCAGGUGGAGGUUUCUAGUGAGUCUACGAGUGGGCAAAUACCUGCAGGCUCACCUGCUACACCUUCCCGACCAUCUAGCUGUGGUCUUGGUAACGAGGCUAAGAACUCAAAAAAAGAGGUAAGUUCAAGGCGGCUGGACAGUUCCUCUAGGGCACCUCAGUUUUUCGGGGAUGGAGAGUCGCAAGUGGGAGAUGAACAUAAGCAGGACUCGGCCAACAACGGGCGUUCGGUUAGCGAUGUAAGCAAGUCGAGGUCUACUAGCUCUUGUGCAAGCAGUAGUUACACUGGAAGCGGUUCCGAAGAUAACGGUGGGUCGCAUGAUGCGGAAGAUGAUUGGGAAUCUGCUUUUGACGCAUUGCACGUACAAAGCUCUCCACACCGAUCUGAUGAUCCACACAAGGGUCCUAGUUCCGAUCGAGCGCAGCUAAAUGAAGGAAAGGAGCUACAGGACAAGAAACAUGUUGGUGCCCAUUACAAUCUGCAUCAUUCUGAUAUGCAGAGUGGGCAGCUGAAACCUGAGUACAAGUACAAGAAUUCUGGUUUCGGAGGCAGGAGAGGAAACGGCGGAAGGGCUUGGCGGCCUGAUGAUGUUGCUCGACCUCCAACGCUUCCAAGACUUGCGAAGCAGCACUCUUAUCCGAAUCACUCAAGCAACAACAGUUACCAAGGGUGGGGUAACAUGCACGGUAAUUUGUGGGCGGAUGAACUUGCGACACCAUCUUCUUGCCCUAUCUGCACUGAGGAGCUUGACGUGACAGAUUCAUCGUACAUUCCCUGCACAUGUGGCUUCCAAUUGUGUCUGUUCUGUUACCACAGAAUCUCUUCAGAUGAUGGGCGCUGUCCAGGCUGUAGAAAAGCUUACAACCCUGAUUCGGCUGUGAAGCUUUCGCGUUCGUCCUCUGUAUGGCUACGAGUUUGAUUAUGGACUGUCGGUGUAUGACACUUGUGGAAUAAGAGGAGGAUAUCAGAACGUGUUUUACUACUAGUGACACAGGUGUGAGCGUAUGGGUGCAGCAAGGAUAACUUAUGUAGCAUAUUGGCUUGGGUUUUACAGAAAUCAAUAAAUCUGUCUAUUGAGUAUCAUUGUGUGCCUCUAUUUUGCAAACUAGCAUUCUACUUACAGAUUAGCUCAAUAUAGUCUAGUGAUACAGAGAGGGUUUGUUUUAUCUCGGCUAUCUUAAAUCAAUUAUUUGGAUACUUAUUCAUCGA
This is a messenger RNA of Physcomitrium patens, 2085 nucleotides long. RefSeq lists its product as uncharacterized. The record is from RefSeq and is a predicted model, not a curated record. Gene Ontology annotation, biological process: protein ubiquitination. Gene Ontology annotation, molecular function: ubiquitin-protein transferase activity. Lineage: Eukaryota; Viridiplantae; Streptophyta; Bryopsida; Funariales; Funariaceae. Gene Ontology annotation, cellular component: CCR4-NOT complex.